AUGUCCGCAUACACCGAGCAUGAAACGAUCCAAGUCCUCAUUGUAGGCGCUGGUAUUGGCGGUCUCACCCUAGCCAACAUCUGCAAGCGCCUCGGCCUCCGGUACCUCGUCCUGGAACGUAGUGCAGCAGUGACUCCUGUUGGGGCGGGGAUCUCAUUGGCACCCAACUGCCUACGUGUCUUGGAUCAACUUGGGUUCCUACCAGAGAUAGAGCGAGAGGGCCAGCGACUGCGCAAGAUUCGUAUCUUCCGCAACACCACGCAAUGGAACAUGCUGGAUUUCGAUUCCACGGAGAAGACCUUCGGCUACCCCGUGUACAAGAUCGAGCGACACGCCUUUCAUUCCGCACUGUACCGCGUCGCCGGUGAAGAGCAUGUCCUGCUUGGUGCCCAAGUGGUAGAUGUCGUGGAUGAUGCAGAAAAGAAGCUCGUGACGGUCACGUUGGCAGAUGGACGAGAAAUCUCAGGGCAGAUUGUCGUCGGAGCAGAUGGCAUUCGAUCGGCGACACGCAGAGCACUGGCAAAGAGAGGCGGCGAGACAAUAAUAAACAGCACAAUUCGAUUCACCGGAAGAACCCACAUGAGUGGAUACACGGCCCCAUUAGAGCACUUGGGUCCGGAAGAGGAGGGUGUCGGGACGUGGAUGCUAUACGAUGAUAGUAUCUUCACCACCUGGCCAUGUAAGGACAAGAGGCAGUGGUUCAUCGGCGUUCAGGCUAUUGUUAUAGCGAGCGGAUUUAAGGGCCGAGGACCGCUCAGUUUGGAAAAGCGUCAACAAGGACAUGAUCAAUGGAGUGUAUGGUGA
Aspergillus oryzae RIB40 is the source of this 804-nucleotide messenger RNA. Its product is annotated as FAD-dependent oxidoreductase. The transcript has 2 exons. Gene Ontology annotation, molecular function: FAD binding; monooxygenase activity. The record is from RefSeq and is a predicted model, not a curated record. Lineage: Eukaryota; Fungi; Ascomycota; Eurotiomycetes; Eurotiales; Aspergillaceae. The coding region runs from base 1 to 804 and encodes 267 amino acids.